Corvus hawaiiensis (hawaiian crow) is the source of this 6997-nucleotide messenger RNA. RefSeq names its product Wnt family member 2 (gene WNT2). Gene Ontology annotation, biological process: neuron differentiation; canonical Wnt signaling pathway; cell fate commitment. Bases 1417 to 2493 code for a protein of 358 amino acids. Gene Ontology annotation, molecular function: cytokine activity; frizzled binding. Gene Ontology annotation, cellular component: extracellular region. The record is from RefSeq and is a predicted model, not a curated record. NCBI's taxonomy places the organism in Eukaryota, Metazoa, Chordata, Aves, Passeriformes, Corvidae. The transcript has 5 exons.
CCACCUCAAAACUUCACAUAAUUCUACCUAUUGCAUUUUCUUUCUGAAACGGUUUGUGCUUACAUCUAGUUCUAUGUGAUCUUGAGAAGUUGUACCGAGAAACAGGAGAAUGGCUGUAAUAUGCUGCCUGAAGAACAGCACUUAAAGGGUGCUUCCUAGCUUGCUCUUCCAGGAUUUUCACCUGGAGUUGACAACUGCAGGCUUUUUCUAGUAACAAGAGCUGUGCAGUCCCUAACUCACUUAGCACCCUUGGGCAUUUGUCUUUUUUUCAGCCAACGAGUGGUGUCUCGGAAGCGGAGCAUGUCCAGCUUGAUAAAGAGGGUUUGUUGUUUGGAAUAUGUGUUACCCUGUAACAUCUCGGCUUUGCAGAGAUGACAUGAAGUGAAAAAGUUGCCAAAUCCCUUAUUCUUGAGUUGGUGUCCCGUCCUGGUCGCAUCGCCCCUCUCUCGGGCAAGGUCCGCCAGUCGCCUCUCAGGCCGGGGAGGGGCGCGGCGGCAGCGGAUACCCCCUCCCGGGAUUCAAGCACGAUGGGGGGCUUAGCCCGUCCCCCUGUCGGAGCCCGUGGGCCCGGGGUCCCCGCGGUGCGGGGCUGCCCAGGGACACCCAGGACGGAGGCACCCCGGCGCCGGUGCCCGCGAAGAAGGCGGCCCUGCUCUGCGGGGCCCGGGUCGAGGGGAGGCGGCCGGGCGGUGUUUACCCCGUACCGGGACUGCUCUGGUUCUCUGCUUCUCCUCUCGCACAGGAUCGCCGUUCCGUUCCGUGCUCGGUGUUCGCGGAUGUGGGUACCGAGCCAUGAAGUGCCGUCGUGCCAAACCCUGAGAGAGGUACCAAGUGCUGCCGGUCUGUAACAGCCCGCCGGGGCCGCCGCCGGCUCCGCAGCAGGUCGUGUAGCAUCUGCCGGCGGGUUUGAACUCACUGCCUGCUUGUAGGGUUAUUGGAAAGCAACUGCCUCCUCGAGAUUCCUUGCCUAAUCAGAGGUGUUACCUCCUCCUCUUCCCCCAGUGUCUCUUGACAUCAUUUCAUCCAUCAGAGUUUCAGAGGAAAAAAAAACACCAACCAAAGCAGAACCCACCCAGUCUGAGAGCAGCCCACACCAGCUCCUCAGUUUUGCCGUGACUGCAGGGAAGAGCUGGAUCGGGGCAAAGAUGAAGGAUGGGAGCGGGGCUGAACUCCAUGGCCUGAGAGAUUUGGUGCGGGGCGAACCGAGAGGAAUCCAGAGCGAUGCACCAACCGGCAUCCCCCGUUUCCCGGCAGGGGAUCAGUGAACCCCGCGAUCGCGCGUGGGGAUGCGAAGGCGCUUGACCCACGGGAAAGAAGUAACCCUCAAGGUGCGUUUGCUCCUGCUCGUCAUUGUUGCUUCAUGGGACUUCUUCUGCCCCCCACAACUGACCUGAUGUGGACCGAAGCGUUUCUAACAUGAACUUUCUCCCUGGGAUCUGGUGGUCUCUUCCGUUGGUCUUGGUCUGGGCGACCCCACCAGUCACCUCCUCAUGGUGGUACAUGGGCGCCGUGGGCUCGUCGCGGGUGAUGUGCGACAACGUGCCGGGCCUGGUGAGCCGGCAGCGGCAGCUGUGCCGGCGGCACCCCGAGGCGAUGCUCUCCAUCGGCCGCGGCGUGGCCGCCUGGACGGCCGAGUGCCAGCACCAGUUCCGCCGGCACCGCUGGGACUGCAACGCCCUGGAGCGGGGGCAGCGCCUCCUCGGCCGCGUCCUGCUGCGCAGUAGUCGAGAAUCUGCUUUUGUACAUGCCAUCUCCUCUGCUGGAGUUGUCUUUGCCAUCACCAGGGCAUGUAGCCAAGGGGAGCUGAAAUCCUGCUCCUGUGAUCCCAAGAAGAAAGGUUCUGCCAAGGACAGCAAGGGCCAUUUUGACUGGGGUGGCUGCAGUGAUAACAUCGACUAUGGCAUGAAAUUUGCCAGAGCCUUUGUGGAUGCCAAAGAACGGAAAGGAAAAGAUGCCAGGGCGCUGAUGAACCUUCAUAACAACAGAGCUGGAAGGAAGGCUGUGAAGCGGUUUUUGAAACAGGAGUGCAAAUGUCACGGUGUGAGUGGAUCGUGCGCUCUAAGGACCUGCUGGCUGGCCAUGGCAGACUUUAGGAAAACAGGAGAUUAUCUGUGGAAGAAAUACAAUGGAGCUAUUCAGGUGGUCAUGAAUCAAGAUGGCACGGGUUUCACUGUGGCUAAUAAGAAAUUUAAGAAGCCAACUAAGAAUGACCUGGUAUACUUUGAAAGCUCUCCAGACUACUGUAUCCGGGACAGGGAUGUAGGGUCCCUUGGGACAGCUGGUCGGGUGUGUAACCAAACCUCCCGUGGCAUGGACAGCUGUGAAGUGAUGUGCUGUGGGAGAGGCUAUGACACCUCCCGCGUCAGCAGGAUGACAAAAUGUGAGUGCAAAUUCCACUGGUGUUGUGCUGUGCGCUGCCAGGACUGCCUGGAAGUGGUGGACAUUCACACCUGCAAAGCGCCAAAGAGUGCUGGCUGGAUUUCCCGGACAUGAUGCACGGGCUACUGAUGCUGAGGACCACAGCCUUUGCCCAUUUGGUUCGUACAGGGAAUGCAUCAGAGGUCUUUUUUAUGCUGGUUUUGCCUUUGUUGUUCACUGCACAGAAGCUGCUGAAUAAUUGAUACAAACCCUGCAGCAUUUUCUUUGCAUUUCUGCAUGACAGUGUUGCUGCAGACUUGUCUGUGCAUAAACUGAUGCAGCUCUGGAAGGACGUAUUAUGCCAAGACUCUUCCAACAACCAUGUAACUCUCCUCUGGAAUCCUUGUGGCAAUUCAUUCGCGCCAUCAGGAACACAAGAAGAUACAAAAUGUGGCACUUUUGCAAGAUCACCACCACCAACCACACGGGCUGGGCUUGCUCAAGCAUCUUCUGAAGGCUCUUGGGCAGGUCACAGUUGAGCCCUAGAUACCGAAUGCCUCAGGAGUUUGAGCACUGGUUGGUGAUUUCCCCAUGAAAGAAAAUUUGGGGCCAGAUUGUUGAAAAGCUUUUCUGGAAGGGUGUUUGUUCAUCCCUGGUGGACUGGAGUUCCCAGUAAGGCGGCCACCUGAGGCCACCCUGGCCAACAUUAGCACACUCUGGCUUCCUGUGGGGCAUGAAUUGGCCCAUGGCCUGAAACAAAAGAAAUUGCAGGAGAUGCAUUCAGCCACAACACUUUGAUGAACUAUUAAAGAGUCAAAGCAAAUGUCUUAGUUAUAUGUUUGUGAAAACUUGCCUUAAAAGUUUUAAAAAGUAAUUAAUAUUAACUGCUGAGGAUUUUCUUUUUCUGACCAGAAGGAUUGAAGAGAAUGGUUUUUCAGCCUCAAGAAAGCUGGGUACAGGACACUCAACUACCUAAGGAUAAGGUCUCCUCCUUUUCACAUUCACAAUAGUGGAAAAAUGUUUGUGAACAGUGUUGGAGAAGGAAAAGCCUUGCCUCAGUAAUGACUUCUAUUCUAAAGAAGUUAUCGGCUUCUAUGUUCUUUUAAAGUUAAUAAAUCUCUUAAAUGUGCUCAAAAUUAUAUUUUCCACUUAGGGACUUCCAAAUUAGAUUUUUUUCUGCAUACUGUCUGCAAAAACCCAUGCCUGUGAUUCAGAGUGUAUCAGAUUGUGAUGGAGGCAGUUACAGGUUGCGCCACGCCCAUGUGCUGGGCUGGGAUCAACACAAAACAAGAAGUUGCUGUAAAGAUGUGCAGGCUUAUGAGGCCCAGAAAUGCAGCCUUGGUGGAGAGGAACUGGGUCAGAAAGAGAUCAGUUGCCUCUCCUCCGGGCAGAGAUCAGCCACGUGAACCAAGAGAAAAAUGGGUUCUGUGCCAAUAAGUAUAAUAAGGCUCUGAAAAAGCGCCCAUGAAGAGUAGAGACAGGCAAGGUAAUGAAAAAAUAACAUGGGAAAAGGAACUUGAAUGAGUGAUAGAAUGUAUCGUAGAUGAAAGUAAAAUUUCGAUAUGAAAAUGAAAUAAACUGGAAGAACCCCAGCAGGUACAAACAGUGCAGGAAAAAGUAAUAACCAAGAAGCCAACCAAGGCACUAAAGUGAAUACUUUGGGUAUGUUUUGUUUUUGGAACUUUCUAAAAAGAAUUUUUAAAAAGAAGAGGGUUUGGCAUUAAGUGGUCUUGAGGGAGCAGUCAUUUAUGUCUGCAAGGCUUUGGAAAAAGUUUGCAUCAUUAAAAUGGGUAAUUCAGCUCCAGAAGGCACAGCUGGCAUUAAAAGAUUAGGGGGCUCCAGAAAGUUCUUUAUUCGGACAAUAAGAUAAUGUUUCAGUUACUGAAAAUGGAAAUGAUCAUGGUUAGAGGUAACAAUAAUCCACUUCUGUCUAUAAACCAACAGCUGGUGGAACAGCUCUGCCCACGUUUGUGCACAUGCAGUGCAUGUAUAAUGGGGACAUACGUACCCACGUGCAGCUCAGGGGUGAUACUGCCAGCCUCUUCAUUGCUGCCAAUGCUGGCUCUGGGCUGGAUAAGGAAAAUUUCAUACCUAAUUGUAUUUAAAGGUGAGCUCCAAGGAGAAUUUUUAUUGGGAUUUCACAGUGAAAUUAAAUCCACAUGUAGUUCAUAGCCUCAGCAAUAUAAUAUUUUAAGCCUUUAAGAAUUUAAAAGCAGUAUAAUGAUUUUUAACUUUUUAGAGCCUUUUUAAAAAAAUAUUCAGGGAGCCUGAGUAGUCUAAAAGAUUAUCUAUGUAAUAAAGCUGAAAAUAUUUCAAUGUUCUGGAAAAAAGAAAAAAGGCUCAUUCUCAUGAGAACUUGUUCUAGGAAGUUGAAUGAAGGAUAAUGAAACCAGAUCUCUUCUUAAAUCUGUUGUUUAAUGUCCCAGAUAAAGUCUUUUAGAGUCACUGUAUCAAAGGUGUAUUAACUUUUAUUCCCCAACCUGGUUCUCCUCUGCUAAGGUACAUCUUCUUGCUCCAAACCUUCCUCUGGGCCAGAGGACUGUGGUUCCUGAAGGCUGGUCUUACCAGUAAGACCAGGAAGAUGGGGACAUUGAGUCCCUUGGCCUUUUCAGUGUCCUUUGUCACCCUGUCCGGCAGCAAGCCCAUCCAGGUGUGCACAGCAGGCUGAUGUUCCCAUUUCAGGCACGUGCCAUAUCAAUAAGUUGUGAUGCAAUACCUGCAUCAAAACCACCAGAAGAAACCCAGAAUAUUUCACAGCGUAACAAAUGGGUAAGUGCUGAGCUGGCCACUUACUUGAUGACAGUUUUUUCUGUAUUUAUGGUUUUUUGGGGGUUUUUUUUAAGAGCUCAAGGUAGGCUUCUUACAGCUGUAGGCAUUUCUGCUGCCUCUUCCACAAGGAAAUGCACUCCCAGAAACUUUUGCUAUUUCUCAGUAGCAAAAGACACUCAGAGAUGUAAAUAUUGCUAGGAAAGGCCCCUCCAUGGUUCAGCAAAUCCAGCAAAGAAUGUAAGAGGGGAAAAAAAGAGGGAAAAAAAAAAAAAAGAAGAAACAGAAAUCAGGCAUGGCAAAUGAAAUACUGUAUUUUGUUCUGUGGAAUAAAUUUACUCAUGUAUUUAGUCAUGAAGAGGAAACAGCUGUCUCUAGGUAGACAUUUUAGUGUCAGAAUAAUGUUAGCUGAGGCUAAAGGUUGUAGGAUUAUUUUUUUUAAAUAGGCAGUCCAAUUUUCUUGAGGGAGUUCCCUUUAAUUUGCUGCAUGAACUCAGGAUCUAGCAGCGCCCUGAAAUGCUGUUAGCCUGCCAAGCUUUUUGGGAUUGCUCCCUCCCCAAUAUUUUCAACAAACUUCACCUUAAAAAGUGUGUUGUGCUUUCACAGGUGAAAUCUCGUAAAAAAAGUCUAAUUUUCUUUUACCACAUGAUAAAUGGGGAAUGACUUAGGAAUGGUGGUGUGUAUUAGGGCAUGUGGGCAUUGAAGCUUGAGAGAUUGCUGCUUUUUCUUUUCCCAGAAAAAUAUCUAAAACCAGUUUGUGGAUCUCAUCCUGGCCUCCCACCCCUGUGUUCAUUUCUUUGCAGAUGUGAAUUAGAAAUAAAAUGCUGCAUUUCUGGUACUGCGCUGCACAGCUGCUGAAGGGCAUCCAGCCUGCAUGCCCAAACCACAGCUGCUGGUCCCUGCCUGCAGGCUUCAUGUCCAGCUUCUUGUGGGGCUCAGUGUAUGGUGGCAAGGGGGAAAGGAAUGUUUAGGGAUUUCUGAAGAUCUGGAUCUGGGGAGGGUGCUUUUGCUAAGAAAAACAGCUCUUACUCCAGUGUGGCAGCACAAAGUGUACCAAGACUCGAUCUUCUCCAUGGCGUUUGCCCCGCACUCUUUGGAAGGGCUUCAUGCAGGUGACCGCUGCCUCCACGGGCAGAAGUGGUUUUGUGGUCACAUGUCACAGCCUGCAGGUUUUACCUGCCACUUCAAAUGGUACAAAUGAACUUACAGUAUUAUCAGCAAGAGAGCAGCAGCUCAUGAGCUCUAACCACAAACAUGAUUUUGGGUUGUUUCUUUCGUGUAACAGCUCAUUUGCCUGGUGAAAUGGAUGCAACUUCAUAAAGUAAGAUCUCUUGUGUGAAAGAAGCAAAUGCAUAUGAAUCAAUACAUUGACAGCUCCCUCUGUGCUGGGAGCUGGGCAGGAGCCCUGCUGGAAGCCAGGUGGAGCCAGGGGCUACCUUGUACAAUCUGCUGUAACUACAGCCACUGAGGUUUUCAGGGCCACCACAGGGUGACAGCCACACUGGUUGUAAAGGGGUGUGUGUGGUGUGUGCAAGAGGUGCAGCUUCCUUUGGAUGUUUAGUUUCUGCAGGUUUCUUCAACAUGGCAAGACUCCUGAUAAUUUGCCUCAUUUCAACAGGAGUAAGGAAUUCUAUGCUCUGAAAACACAGUCUGUAUGUUCAGCAUACACACCAAAUGCUGAAAGAGAGAAAGCAGCAGCCAGAGAAAGCAGCAGCCCUCCCCUUGGUAUAGCACUCACCUCUCCGAGCGCAGUUCCUGCCAGGGAGCAGCUGUAAACCUAUCCAGUGGCAGACAGGGACAGAAAGUGGCCAGCUUGACUUGACACUCCUGGGGGGGUCCUUUCCUUUUUUGUUCCAUGCAGUUUAUAUGUAAA